AUGGACACGAGCGGCAACUCGCUGCCGUCCCCGUCGUGCCCCGACGGCAAGAAGCGGGAGGUGUGCUACUACUACGACGCCGGCAUCGCCAACGUCGACUACGGCGAGGACCACAACAUGGUGCCCCGCCGAGUCGACAUGGCGCACGCGCUCGUCCGCUCCUACGGCCUGCUCCACGACAUGAAACGCCUUCUCACGAGGCCCGCCAGCGACGCGGAGAUUAGGAUCUUCCAUGAGGCGGACUACCGCUACGCCGGCGGGUCGCUGGCCGCGGCGCGCGCGCUCGGCAGCGGCAAAGCCGACAUCGCCAUCAACUGGUCCGGCGGCAUGCACCACGCGUGCGAAGCGGAGGCCAGCGGCUUCUGCUUCGUCAACGACAUCGUGCUCGCCAUAAGGCGCUCCUCAAGUACUUACGUCGACAUCGACGUGCACCACGGCGACGGCGUCGAGACGGCCUUCCUCGACUCCAACCAGGUGAUGACAGUGUCGUUCCACCAGCGCACCAAAAAAUUCUUCCCGGAGGAAAGGGGAUACGUGAGCCACGUCGGCGAAGGGGCCGGUCAGUACCGUGCCUUGAACGUUGCGCUGAUGGAGGGCGUGGCCGACGAGGGGUACUGCGAGAUGUUCAAAACCAUCAUGAAAAGGGUCGUCGACGUGUUCCAGGCUUCCAGCCGGAGGCCAUCGUGA
Molecule: messenger RNA, 687 nt
Organism: Miscanthus lutarioriparius
Lineage: Eukaryota; Viridiplantae; Streptophyta; Magnoliopsida; Poales; Poaceae
Source: the annotation of a GenBank genome assembly